This is a messenger RNA of Phymastichus coffea, 1413 nucleotides long. Its product is annotated as trypsin-1-like. Gene Ontology annotation, biological process: proteolysis. The record is from RefSeq and is a predicted model, not a curated record. NCBI's taxonomy places the organism in Eukaryota, Metazoa, Arthropoda, Insecta, Hymenoptera, Eulophidae. The transcript is spliced from 2 exons. Bases 415 to 1212 code for a protein of 265 amino acids. Gene Ontology annotation, molecular function: serine-type endopeptidase activity.
UUUUCGUAUGCUCUCGGAACAAUCGACAGCAGUAUGCUGCUGAAGAAACGGGGACCAGCUCGCGAGAGAUCGCCUCGCCAAAAGUCAAUAGCUGAAAAGGGACUUGUCAGCGAGCGAGCAUUUUUCCCCCGGAAGCUCACUCAGACGCGCGACUGGUUUACCUACGUAGAAGUCGCCAAGGCGCUAGCCUCGCGCAGUUUCUCCUUUCAUUAUCUUUUCCGCAAAACUUCACUACACAUCUUCCGGAGAUUAUAUAGCCUCGAUGCUUUAUCGUGCACUAUGGCGAGCGACGAACUCGCGAGGCUUGCGCAACGACGACUUAUCGUUGCUAAUGAUCUAUGCCGCUUUUUUCAUAUAAAUUUCGCAGCCUUUUCACAGUUAUAAGUAGUUGCUCUCGACAAAACUCCAGUCAAGAUGUAUCGAGUCGCCGUUAGCUGCGUCCUCUUGGCAUUGGUCAAUGGGAAGCCUUGGCAUCGGCGCGCGGAACGGCCGACUGCCGAAUUGUACACGCCCCACGGUCGCAUAAUCGGCGGCAAACCGACAACGAUCGAAACUCAUCCCUGGCAAGUGUCGCUUCAAGCCUACGGUUUCCACUUCUGCGGUGCCAGUAUCGUCGCCGACCAAUGGAUUUUGACGGCUGGCCACUGUGCCGGAUACUCGCCCGAUCUGACGACCGUGCGCGUCGGUAGCUCGGUGAUGGAAGAGGGUGGCGCGGUACACGCGUUGGAAAGAGUGAUUCGCCACGAAAACUUUACGAAAAGCGCGAAAGGCAUUCCCCACCACGACAUCGCACUUAUGAAACUCAAGACCAAGAUCGACUUUAACGAGCGAACCCAACCCGUGGCACUGUUCGAGCAGAACGAGAAAUGUGACGUCGGCACGAUAGCUACGAUUUCUGGAUGGGGCACUACCAUCGAGAAUGGCGAUAUGCCGGAAGUGUUGCACACCGUAGACGUGCCGAUCGUUAGUAAAUCUGCGUGCAACGAAGCAUACGAAAGCUGGGGUGGAAUUCCCGUAGGGCAAAUUUGUGCUGCUUACCCGCAAGGGGGAAAGGACACUUGCCAAGGUGACUCUGGUGGACCUUUAGUCAUCGAUGGUCGUCAGGCUGGUAUUGUCAGCUGGGGUAACGGUUGUGCUAGAAAGGGUUACCCUGGUGCUUACACCGAAGUCGCUUACUAUCGCGACUGGAUUAGCGAGAAGUCGGGCAUCUAAUUUUUUGUAAAAUUUUGCGAUGUGAAAUAAACAAAAUCAUGCGCAAUAUUACGAAACCAACGUUCUUGUGUACUUUCUCUUACUGAUUUAUGAAAGUCUACAUAGUUUGCGAAGAUGACUCGCAUUUCGUAAUAUUCUGAUCGAUAAUAUAUAUCAAUUCAUCUUGCAAUGAAAAGGUAAUCGACCGAUUAAAAUUUAAAA